AGUAAUAUUUUAUACCCUUCAUAUUUUGAAUCGUCAUCAUCUGCCCUUUUUCUCUCUUCUGUCGUCAUCAUCGUCAUCGGCACAACUGAUUGCCUUCUACUUCUCCCUCCUCCACUUUCUAUUCUUCCACCGCUCUCUCACUCUGUGUCGGUCUAGUUAGGUUCUUCAAUCGCCAAGAAGAGAGACCCUAUCGAGAAUCGUAUAUUCCGAAUCAACCGACCUCAGACCGGGCUUCCUUCGUUAUUUAUGCACUCUAGGGUUUCGAUCCCUGAUCUGGUCUCUUGUUUUUGGAUUAAAUUUGCUUUAUUUAUAGAGUGAGAGAGAAAUAUAUAUAUAUAUAUAUGUUUGGUGGAGGCGUUGUAUCAUUAUUAUCAUCCAAUUAAACAAUUUAGGGUUUGAUUUGUAUUGUCUCUCUCGAAUUAAUGAACAGUUUUGCAUAUUAGUAGAGGAUUAGUGAAACUUUUAUUAAUUUUUAUUUAUUGCUAUAUCGCUGUUGCGCUGAUAUAAUCGAAGCUCGAUUGUCUUUGAUUUUGAAACAGAAAAAGAGAAAAUUGCAAAAUAUAUUAUUAUUGUCAUAUGCGUUUUUAAGUUUUGAUAAAAUAUUCACACAGAAACGCAAACAAAAGAAAAGAAAAUUUAAAAAAAAAAAGAAAGAAGAAAAGAUUAAAAGGAAAGAAAAGGAAUUUAUGGGUAGCCCUGGAUCGAGCAACUCUGCCACUGCACAGCGACUUGGCUUGUCGGAUCCAAUAUUUACCGGAGGGCCUACAGAGUUCGACGUGAUUAAGACCCGCGAGUUGGAAAAGUUUCUUGCAGAUGUGGGAUUAUAUGAAAGUCAGGAAGAAGCUAUUAAAAGGGAGGAAGUGUUGGGGAGAUUAGACCAGAUAGUGAAGAUGUGGGUGAAGAACAUUUCCCGUGCUCAAGGCUUCAAUGAGCAACUAGUCCAAGAAGCUAAUGCGAAGAUCUUCACAUUUGGUUCCUAUCGGCUGGGUGUACACGGCCCUGGUGCGGAUAUAGACAUACUAUGUGUUGGACCAAGACAUGCCACGCGAGAUGAAGAUUUCUUUGGUGAAUUAUACAACAUGCUGGCAGAGAUACCUGAAAUACAAGAAUUACAUCCAGUCCCUGAUGCUCAUGUUCCAAUAUUGAAGUUCAAAUUCAGUGGUGUGUCUAUAGAUCUUCUUUAUGCAAAUGUAGCACUUGGGGCUAUUCCUGAAGACUUGGAUGUUUCAGAAGAUUCAAUACUAGAGAAUGUAGAUGAACUGACAGUUCGUAGCCUCAAUGGAUGCAGAGUUACAGACCAAAUUUUGCGUUUGGUUCCAAAUAUUCAGAACUUUCGUACUACGCUGAGAUGUAUGAGAUUCUGGGCAAAGAGACGUGGGAUUUAUUCAAAUGUUACGGGGUUUCUUGGUGGUAUUAAUUGCGCAUUACUCGUUGCUCGUAUAUGCCAGCUUUACCCAAAUGCACUGCCUAGCAUGUUGGUGUCAAGGUUCUUCAGGGUCUAUAAUCUGUGGAGGUGGCCAAACCCUGUCAUGCUAUGUCCUAUUCAGGAAGGUUCUCUGGGACUUUCUGUUUGGGAUCCUAGAAAUUUUUUUUGGAAAAGACUGCAUCCGAUGCCGAUCAUAAAGCCUGCAUAUCCUUGCAUGAACUCUAGUUACAAUGUGUCGACAAGUACAUUGCGUGUUAUGAUGGAUGAGUUUCAGAGAGGCAAUGAAAUUUGUGAGUCGAUGGAGAAGAACAAGGCUGGAUGGAUGACCCUGUUUGAGCCUUUCCCAUUUUUUAAAGUAUACAGAAAUUAUUUGCAGAUAGAUAUAGCAGCUAAGAAUGAUGAUGACUUGAGGAAAUGGAAAGGCUGGGUUGAGUCUCGGAUUCGCCAGCUUACUCUGAAGAUUGAGAGGGACACAAAAAGCAUGCUUCAGUGCCACCCACACCCUGGUGAAUUUUCUGAUAAAUCCAGACCGUUUCAUUAUUGUUAUUUCAUGGGUCUGCGGCGGAAGGCAGGCACUAAUGCUCAGGAAGGUGAACAAUUCGAUAUAAGGUUGACUGUGGAGGAAUUUAAGCACUCUGUGUUAAUGUACAUCUCCUGGAGUCCUGGAAUGUGGAUCCAUGUAUGCCAUGUAAGACGUAAGAACAUUCCUCCUUUUGUAUUCGGCCACCCCAACUUACAAAAGUAGCUGGAGAGACUCUUUCUACUGCAAAAACAAAGCAUGGAGGCAAGUGGCAGCAGCCUCUUAAGGUGUACAAGAGACGAGGAAGAGAUGCCUCUAAGGCCUAAGCUUUGAUUUGGCAUGCAUUGGAUGAUGAACACCUCAUUUGGGACCGUGCCUAGUUAUGUUUUAGGCUUAUGAGUCAUGUUUUAUUAUUAUUAUUUUAGUUUAGGGUAUUUCGGUAAUUUCAUAAUUUGUAGACAUGGGUUAUACGGGUUGCUCAUGGGUCGUCUUGUGGGUCAAGUUAUUAGAUUUUAUUUAUGUUCCUUAUUUAGUCUUAAAUUAGUUUUGAAAGUCCAAACUAUUAUAGUGGUUUCCUUUUUUGGUUCUAAUUGGUUUAGGAAGUCUCUUAGUUCUAUAUAAAGCCAUGUAAUGCUUUUAAUUAUAUAGACUUGAUAUUUCAGAGAAUUUAGAGUUUUUAAAGCUUCUUUA
This is a messenger RNA of Camellia sinensis, 2636 nucleotides long. RefSeq names its product nuclear poly(A) polymerase 1. Lineage: Eukaryota; Viridiplantae; Streptophyta; Magnoliopsida; Ericales; Theaceae. Gene Ontology annotation, cellular component: nucleus. The record is from RefSeq and is a predicted model, not a curated record. Gene Ontology annotation, molecular function: poly(A) RNA polymerase activity; RNA binding. Gene Ontology annotation, biological process: RNA 3'-end processing.